Molecule: messenger RNA, 1545 nt
Organism: Closterium sp. NIES-67
Lineage: Eukaryota; Viridiplantae; Streptophyta; Zygnematophyceae; Desmidiales; Closteriaceae
Source: the annotation of a GenBank genome assembly
CCUGACAUGACAGCCUGUGCUAGCCGCGCCAUUCUUGCCCUGCGCGCAUACCAUCCCGCCAAGCUUGAAUCCCCGCGUCGGAUUCCCCCAGUCUCUGCACCUGUGCGCUGCGUGCUGCGCUGAGCUCUCCGCGCGCCGUUCCGCGCUAGCCGGUCAUGCUUGCCCGAGCAGCGGCGCGCCUCACCUCCCUCGUUUCCUCUCCGCUGGCAUCCAGCUCCACCUCCCUCCUCGCCUCUUCUCCCUCUCUCCGCGCCGUCUCUCUCCCCGCACUCGCUCCCCUUCUCCCGCACACUCCGCCACGCGUUUCCACGCCUUCCCCCUGCCCCUCCGCCGUGCCGCAUCGCGCCAUGGCCACGUCAUCCGCCCCUGAGAUCCCGGCGACGCAGCGCGCAGCUACAGUGCUCGCAUUCGAGGGGCCCAAGCGACUCGCAGACAACCUGCGGCUCGUCGCAGACAAGCCCGUCCCCAGCCUCGGCCCGAACCAGGUCCUUGUUCGGAUGCAGCUUCGGCCCGUGAAUCCCGCGGACGGCCUCUGCGCCAUGGGCUACUACCCGGGAUUCGCGCCGGCAAGCGCGCUCCCCGCAACUCUCGGGCUCGAGGGCAUGGGGGUCGUCGCGGCGCUGGGCGAGGCGGCAGCACAAUCGGCGCCGGAUCUAGCGGUGGGGCGGCGCGUGGUGCCGCUGCUGGCGCUGGGCGCGCUGGAGGCGGGCAACGGCGCGUGGCAGGAGUACCUGGCGGUGGACGCGGCGCAUGUGGCGGCAGUGCCCGCGGGGGUGAGCGACGAGGACGCGGCGCAACUGGCGGUGAACCCGCUGACCGUGGUGGGCAUGCUGCGCGAAGUGAAUGUGCCGCGGGGAGAGUACGUGGUGCAGACGCAGGCGGGGUCGACGCUGGGCCGCAUGCUCAUCCAGGUGGCGCGCGCGCGCGGCAUCAAGACCAUCAACGUCGUGCGCCGGGCCGCCCAGGCCGCCGAGCUCAAGGCGCUGGGCGCCGAUGAGGUGAUUUGCUCCACGGACGAGAAUGUGGCAGAGAGGGUGGCGGCCAUCACGGGGGGGCGCAUGGCGCAUGCUGCGGUGGAGAGUGUGGCGGGCGACCUCACCGGCGCCGUGCUCUCCUCCGUGCGUGCGGGCGGCACCGUGCUCAUGUUUGGCGGCGCCUCUGGGGCGAGCUUCACCGGCUCCAUUGGGGACUUCAUCUUCAGGGAUGUGACGCUGAAGGGCUUCUGGGUGGGUCGUUUCUUGAAGGCGCUGAGCCACGAGGAGCGGCAAGCAAUGGCGAAGGAGGCAUUUGAUUUGAUAGCGGGCGGCACAGUGACCCCGUUCACCGGGGACAAGAUGGACCUUGGCGAAUUCGCUGCUGCGCUCAAGAACCAAAUGGUGGAGAACCGCCAAGGAAAGAUCCUCCUUUAUGGGUAGAUGUGAAUAUGAUUGGCAAGAUACAUUAUAUUGGAGAUCUCAUUAUUUGGACAAUACUUAUAAUGGGUCUACUUCUUGUAGCUGUUCAUGGCUUUCUGUUCACCUGGUUCGUUACAAUUCCCUUCGUCAU